GGCGGUCAGAUAAAUUGUACCGGCGUGGACUGUCCUUCUCCAGAGUGCGAGGUGCCCAGAUUUAUCCACGGACAGUGUUGUCCUACAUGUGAUGACUGUCUGUCAGCGACAGGACGCCGUAAGAACGGCAGUACGUGGAAGCCAGUGGUGGGCGAGUACGGAGAGAUGCAUUGUAUCGUCUGCUCCUGUUUAGGAGAGGCAAAAAGCGAAAAACCAAGAGAAAGAAAAACAAGAAGUCGUCCACGUCCAGAUCCAGCACCGGCGACAUCUUCACGCCGGGCAUGCGCCUUGAUGACGUAUUCCACAAACUGUGCAUCCCGCCAAACGUGGAUCGUCUGGUGUACCACAUCAAGGGCGGUAACUUUGACUCCGUGGUCUUUGAUAACCCGAAAGAUCAGACAAUAGAACACAUUCGGUGGACCAUCAGGAAAGGUCGCAUCCACGACACACAGAGAAACUGGGUACUGGCUCCUGAGGACUUCCGGCGGAACGUCACAGUAGCUGAUAUUGUUGGAGGAGUGAAGAAAAAGGACAUCAAAAGGUUCAUGCGUCGCUUCGCCAAGCGAGAGCAGAGAUGUAAAAAACGGUGUCGGCGGAAACUGAUCGAGAGAUCGGUGAAAAAAAUCAAAGCAAAGACAAUCGAUCUUUCUAGAUCAUGCGGCGUGUAGCUCGCCACUUGGACUCAUGUUGGGGUUUUGUUGGCUAAUAUUAUGUUUGUUGGUUUUUAUUUUGUGUGUUGUAUUGGGUUUUUUAAAAUAUUGUUUUAGUUGUUUUGGUUUGUUGUUGUUGUUUUUUCUUCAUUCAGCGAAACUCGUGUGUGAUACUGGCUCUGGUGGUGUUGUUGUUAUAUUUUAUAAUAAAAUCUCAACGCAGAUAAGACGUUUUUGCUUCUGACAAGGGCCCAGGUGAAAAGGGUGUUGUGCUGACGCUUUUCUUGUGGUGUUCACACGACGUGUGACUUUGUCGGCCGCAGUCUUUCAAAAUUUUAAUAACGAUGUUAUUUGUACUUUGAAAGACUGUCCCAGUAGUCACUUCAAGAGACUCUGCUAAGACUUUUGACUUCUUUGUAAUGAUGUUCGUGGUUGUGGACUUUCUUGGACAUCUGACGUGACUACGCUCGAAUACAGUUAUUCCAGACAUGAAAAGGACGUCACGAACAUUAUUGCCUAAAGUGACGUGCAAGCUUGUGUCGUUUUCUUGAAAUCACGAUUGUGAAGAUACAAGUAAGAAAUAUUUUGCUGUGAGAGUAACGUCUGUGAAGGCGUAUAAUGAAAUGUGAAACUUCCGGAGCGAAGUAAACUUUGUUUGUGUAAAAACACAAAAAAAAUAUUGUGAAUGUUUGAUUGAUCGAACUGUGUUUAUCUUGAAGCUGUGGUUGCUAAGACAAAAACUAACGGUUACUGUACAGAUCUUUCUUCUACUUUUCUCGGAAAUGUGGUUGCAACAUGACCUUCAACGCGAAUACCGACAAUCUAUGGUGAUUUUUGCGACGCUGUGAAUGUGUCAGUAGAUAUCACGUGACCUUGUAAGAUACUGAUUACAGACGUGGUCUCCAUGCCAGACGCUGAUACUGACAACGUCCAGGUGACCAGAUCGGCUCCAGAGUGUGAGAUGUAUAAACCUGCACAAACCUGAAAUUGUGUAAUUUAGUGUAAAGAUUUGGAAACUUCUGCCGUUGUAUUUUCUCUUUGGGACGUCAACACAUCAAGGUCAUAACACAAUUACCAAAGUCAUGUUUGUUUCAAGUUUCUAGUUAUUUUAUUGAAAUGGUCUUUAAAAAAAAAGGAACUUACUUCAUUGUUUCGUAUCCCAAAUAAAGCAGGAUUUUGUUUCGUGAACUAA
Aplysia californica (California sea hare) is the source of this 1842-nucleotide messenger RNA. Its product is annotated as chordin-like protein 2. The record is from RefSeq and is a predicted model, not a curated record. Lineage: Eukaryota; Metazoa; Mollusca; Gastropoda; Aplysiida; Aplysiidae. Gene Ontology annotation, molecular function: protein binding.